Molecule: messenger RNA, 589 nt
Organism: Glycine soja
Lineage: Eukaryota; Viridiplantae; Streptophyta; Magnoliopsida; Fabales; Fabaceae
Exons: 3
Coding region: 156-536 (126 amino acids)
Source: RefSeq, a predicted model, not a curated record
UUUGCCUACACAUCACGAAAAUAAACAAAUUAAUAGAAAACAGUGUGUGUUGAAGAAUUAAUUAAGAUGAGUCAGGAACAACCUCGGAGGGAGAAUCACCAGGAAGACCCAAAAGGGUGGCGCUGUCGCCGCGAUGCAAUCGGUGGCAUCGAAAAAUGAGAGAGGUGGGAGCCGUUGAUGGUGGCGUUAGUGUGACUGAGGUUGAUCUUCUAGGGAGGCAAGUGAUAUCGGAGUACGUUGGUGGACAGGUUGUUCACAAACUAGAGGAAAAAGAAAGGAAAGUUAAUAAGUUGGUUGAGGAAUUUUUUCAUAUCAAUACCAAAAGGCUCGCCACCUUGUCUUGUUCAAGACAUGGCUGGAGGUGGUGGAAGCGGGAUCACCAUAGGCGAAGCACACGAGGCCAUCGUUUUGACCCUUUUACUUUUACUUUCUUUCAUCCAAUGAAUGCAAAAUCACCAGGUGUUAAGGCGCCGUAUCUUCAGGGACCAUUUUCUAUCAAUAAACUCCAUUUUCCUUUCCUUUUAAUUCAUUUUUAAUUAUAAUAUUCUCUUAAUUCUUAAACGAUCGAAUUGAAGCAUUUUCAAAAUUC